AUGCAAAUCUUCGUUAAGACCUUGACUGGGAAGACCAUCACGCUUGAGGUAGAACCUUCGGACACCAUCGAGAAUGUAAAAGCAAAAAUUCAAGAUAAAGAAGGAAUUCCUCCUGAUCAACAGCGUCUAAUUUUCGCUGGAAAGCAGCUCGAAGACGGUCGAACGCUCUCGGACUACAACAUACAGAAGGAGUCUACACUUCAUCUCGUUCUGCGUCUGCGAGGUGGUAUUAUCGAACCCACCCUGCGCUUGUUGGCUCAGAAAUACAAUUGUGAGAAAAUGAUUUGCCGAAAGUGCUACGCCAGACUUCAUCCGAAGGCCACCAAUUGCCGAAAACGGAAAUGUGGACACACUAGCAACUUGCGUCCGAAGAAGAAAUUGAAGUAA
Messenger RNA from Echinostoma caproni, 387 nucleotides. The record is from the annotation of a GenBank genome assembly. NCBI's taxonomy places the organism in Eukaryota, Metazoa, Platyhelminthes, Trematoda, Plagiorchiida, Echinostomatidae.